This is a messenger RNA of Colletotrichum higginsianum IMI 349063, 2625 nucleotides long. RefSeq names its product Rad17 cell cycle checkpoint protein. The record is from RefSeq and is a predicted model, not a curated record. Gene Ontology annotation, biological process: mitotic DNA replication checkpoint signaling; DNA damage checkpoint signaling; DNA repair. Bases 1 to 2625 code for a protein of 874 amino acids. Lineage: Eukaryota; Fungi; Ascomycota; Sordariomycetes; Glomerellales; Glomerellaceae. The transcript has a single exon. Gene Ontology annotation, molecular function: chromatin binding.
AUGGCCCCGCCUGCCAAACGAAGAAGGCGCAACGUCGUCGAUUCUGACGAUUCCGACGACGCACAGCCAAAGACGAAUACUCUCACCAACUUCCUCCUCUCGUCGCCCUCGAAACCCGACAGCCGGGCCACUACCGCCUCCCCGAGCCCUACGAAGCCGAAACCCCGCCCCGCAUACAGCGGUCGAGCUGCCCCGGCCCCGGCCGUCUUCCAGUCGCGCAAUGGGCAGUCGAACAAGGGCACAAAGAGCCCGAGCACGAGUCCGGAGAAGCCGAAGGGGAAGCUGCAGAAGCGCGCCAAGGUGGAAGAGAAAGGCCGGAAUGGCGACCUCAUGACGCUCUUCUCCAAACAGGCGUCAAAGACCAGCGCGAAACCCGCCGCUCCCUCGAGGACACUGCCCCUCGACGACAUAGUCAGCGACCCCAUCUCCGAGGACGACGACGUCGCGGAGCAGAAAGCCAGCACGUCGAGCAUCGUAGGCCAAAAUGCACGCAAAAGAUUCCAGGACAACACGCCGGCCUCUUCGUCGACAACGGUCGGUUCGAGCCAGAAGUUCCUCAAGCCCCCACGUCCGACGAAGCCGGCGGCCCUUGACGACGAUUUGCGGCCAUGGUCGGAACGCUUCGGCCCUGUCAACCUGGACGAAUUGGCCGUACACAAGAGAAAGGUCUCGGAUGUGAGGAAGUGGCUGGAGGAUGUCGUUGCCGGGCGACUGCGCCAACGCCUGCUCCUUCUCAAGGGCGCUGCAGGCUCAGGAAAGACCACCGCCAUGAGGCUGUUGGCGAAGGACAUGGGGUACGAGCUGCUGGAGUGGAGGAACCCAACGAACACUCUCGGCGCGCAUCUUGGGUACACGUCGGCCUCUGCCCAGUUCCAGGAGUUUCUGAGCAGAGGCGGAAAGUUUGGGCAGUUGGACACGGACACGCCAACCGAGGCACCCCGUCCAGCCAGCGAGAAGCCCGACUCGGCGGGGAAGAUCAUUCUCAUCGAGGAGUUCCCCAACACCUUUUCUAGGUCAUCGACGGCCCUAACCUCCUUCCGGAACACGCUCGUGGAAUAUCUGGCGACGAACACGCCUUCGUUGACGACAAGUUUUGGGCGACGGUCCGCUAGUGAACCCAUCACCCCUGUCGUGCUGGUCAUCUCGGAAACGCUGUUGACCACGACAUCGGCGUCGGCAGACAGCUUCACCGCCCACCGACUGCUGGGCCCGGAGAUCUUGCGACACCCCGGCACCCGUAUAAUCGAGUUCAACGCCAUUGCGCCCACCCUGCUCGCGAAAGCCCUGGAACUGGUCGUGCUGAAAGAGGCACGCAAGUCUGGCAGGAAGCGCACGCCGGGUCCGCAGGUGCUAAAACGUCUGGGCGAGAUUGGGGACAUCCGCAGCGCGAUAUCAUCUUUGGAGUUUAUGUGCUUGAAAGGCGACCAAGACGCCGACUGGGGGGCCAAGGUCGCCUUGUCGAAGCAGUCAAAGGGCGCCAAGGCGGGCAUCCCCCUCACCAAGGGGGAAGCAGAUACUUUGGAGCUGAUAUCCCAACGAGAGGCCAGCCUGGGCAUCUUUCACGCCGUCGGGAAAGUGGUUUACAACAAGAGGGAGGACAUCCCCUCGGCAUCGAACGCGGCUGAGCGCUUGCCUAGCUACAUCGCGCACCAUUCCCGGCCGAAGCCUUCGGAGGUCUCGGUCGACGCUCUGAUGGACGAGACCGGCACAGAUACGCCGACCUUCAUCUCGGCGCUUCACGAAAACUACAUGUUCUCUUGCGAGACCGUGCCGCCUUUCGACGCAUCGACACCCCUGGACUACAUCAACGGUUGUAUAGAGUACCUCUCGGAGAGCGACCUGCUCCUCCCAUCCUGGGAUAGUUUUUUUGGCGGCAGAGGCUCAUCUGCUAGCUUCGGCAAGGACUCGGGCAGCCAUGUGCUUCGACAGGACGAGAUCGCCUUCCAGGUUGCCGUUCGCGGCAUGCUGUUUUCUCUACCAUCCCCCGUCAAGCGUAAAGCGUCCACUGGCGCGAAGGGCGCUGACGCAUUCAAGAUGUUCUACCCGACGAGCAUCAAGCUUUGGCGGGCGAAGGAGGGGUUUGAAGCUCUUGUGGACGUCUGGUCGACGAAGCUCAUGAAAGGGGAGGAGACAGCGCCGCGGAAAAGUCUCACCGAGGGAGCCAGCGCGUUCCGUCGACCGAGGCAAACGGACGCGGGCAACUGGAUGGCCAACCGCCAGUCCAAGGCCAAGCCGGCCGACGAGAACGCCAAGACGGACGUCAACGCUGCGCCGCUACUCUCUCUGGGUAGCUCGGCCCGGAGGGAGAUGCUGCUUGAACGCCUGCCGUACAUGGCUUCCAUCGUCCGCGGGCGCAAGUCGACGUUGCACUCUUUCAAGCUCAAGGACAUUGAGAAGGUGGUCUCGUUCCAGGGCAUCGGUCCGCAAACGGGCGACGAUGAUGAGACUGAAGACGCGGAGGAGGACGGGGUCAUGACGGGCGACGCGUGGGCCACGGACAAGCCGUCGGAAGAGGCCUCGCCGCGGAAGAAGAGCGCGGCGAUCCGGCAUACCGGGGACGGGUCGGUGGCUGGCUUGCGGGUGCAGAGCCUGGUAAUCAGCGACGACGAUAUCGAGGAUGAUUAG